Messenger RNA from Cucurbitaria berberidis CBS 394.84, 1842 nucleotides. RefSeq lists its product as uncharacterized. NCBI's taxonomy places the organism in Eukaryota, Fungi, Ascomycota, Dothideomycetes, Pleosporales, Cucurbitariaceae. The transcript has a single exon. Bases 1 to 1842 code for a protein of 613 amino acids. The record is from RefSeq and is a predicted model, not a curated record.
AUGGAACCAACAUUAACCCUUCAGAUCCCCUUCAUUCUGCUCGGCCGCCGGGACGACGUCGAUCCUGGGUUAUGGAACCCCGACAAUAGUAGUAUAGACCUAGUGCGAAAAGUACACGAAGUGUUGAGGCAGUUCUGCCCCGAGGUCCCAAUACAGCUAAACUUAUCGGCAGACAUAGACACCAAAGAUGAAACGCGAAGUAGGGCAAACUGGACGAUCCAGCCCGCGCCAAACGCCGAAAGACCCAGCAGCGGCCCCGCCCACAAUUCGGACGACACCGACGGUCUCCUGGCCUCAGAUGAGAGCGUGCGAUUGGGUGACAUGGUGUGGGCAUAUCCCAUGCUCCUCCAACGUUCUAACAUCCCUUUGUCCACUGACUCUAUCGAAUGGCGAGGGUUUGAAGACGAGGUUCAGACGGUUUUCAAAGUGCUGAAAUGGGCGUUUGAAGAUGGGAAUGUGCCCAAAAACGGGAUUGAAGAAGCUGCGAAGUCUUGGAGUCUAAUAUGCGGAAAGAGGUGUUGGAUUAGCAUUGCCGUCAUACCCCCAUCGACUUCCGCCUCCAUUACAACUAGCCUCAGUCAUGACGCAGCGAAGAAGCUUCUCAUGCUAGCUACGGCGUUUGAGAGCGAGUUGACGAUGCUGAGUACACCAACCGCGCUCUUGGAGUUCUGGAGCCUGAGCAGAUUCUUAGAGUACCGAGGCAUUGUACAAUUAGCUAAGAAUCGGUCCGCUCUCUGGCAGAGACUGAAAGACAAGAAACAUCUUAGUGACAAAAGGAAAGGCACCAUAUAUCAGAGGGAUAAGGAGAAGUGGAUAAGCGGCUUUGACGAAGAAGAUAUAGCGUGCGAGAGGACGAAAGGCAGAAGAAGGGAGUGGUGGGAGGUGCUCGAUGGGUCAGGGCUUGAGGAGUUGUUAGAAGAGAUGAGGAGUUUCGAAGAGAGGGGAAGAAGACUUGCACUGUCUUGUGAUUUUUUCUCAAAGGAGAUGAAGGAUACUGCUCGUGGUAAUAAUGAAGAAGAAAAUAUCGACUCAAGCAUCGUAGGCGACCGCGAAAGUCAUACCAAGCUACCACCUGGACGACCUCCCCAGGCCACCAUAGCCGUCUCCAGAAUUACUUUUAACGGUUACAGAAGCUCACUCGAUGUAGAAGAGAUCCUGGCAUAUGCUGAACUCAUUGCGAGUCUAGUCAGGCUGUCAUACAGCUUAGACGCCAACGAGUUGAGAAACAGUCUUGAGAAAUUUAGGGAAUCCACUGUCAACCGGGUUACGAAGCCAUUGGACGGGUUCAAAAACCUAAUGAAAGUUCUGUGUACCAGUGAUAGAACAACAAGUUUCUGGAUGCACAAACUAUCGCCUUAUUACACCGAGUGUAACGACACCAACAUUGAUAAUAAUGACAAAGACGCCAACAGCCACUAUGACCCUUUCUCACCUCUUCGCGCACAUAUUUCGUCCUCUCUCGCCCGCGAGAAAGCAUUCAUGCCAAGUUUCAUUCAGCGCUAUCAUCUUGCAGGCGGGUUCUAUCCUACAAAGAGUAAAAAGCUGUAUGCGCUAAUGGUAGCCGAGGAGCAUGCAAGAAAGCAGAAAUCGGGUAGAAGGAAGAAGGCUCAGGAUUGGCUGGGGAAUUUAGGGGAUGUUGGGCUAGGUGAGGCUAUAUACGAGGAGGCAGUCUCGCCAGAAGCGACUAGUGAGAGGCGCGAAGAGACGAAUGAUUGGGUUAACGAGGUGCUGGGUCCAGGAAAUAAGUUGAACCAGGAAGGGACGAAGCGUGGCACUGGACAGGAUAUGGGUGACAAGGAUGUACAAAAGAGAGAUGAGCUUCGAGUCUUGACGGAUUUAUAA